Megachile rotundata (alfalfa leafcutting bee) is the source of this 877-nucleotide messenger RNA. RefSeq names its product RNA polymerase II subunit RpII18 (gene RpII18). Gene Ontology annotation, biological process: transcription by RNA polymerase I; transcription by RNA polymerase II; tRNA transcription by RNA polymerase III. NCBI's taxonomy places the organism in Eukaryota, Metazoa, Arthropoda, Insecta, Hymenoptera, Megachilidae. Gene Ontology annotation, cellular component: nucleus; RNA polymerase III complex; RNA polymerase II, core complex. Gene Ontology annotation, molecular function: DNA binding. The record is from RefSeq and is a predicted model, not a curated record.
UGUGGUGAACUGUUUUUGCUUAUGGCAAUGUAUAUUGAAGACUCGUUGCACUGAAUGUAAAUAAGUUGCAAACUGUAACAAAAAAGAUAUUAUACGUGAUUAAAAUGUACAAGAUAUAAUUAUUUGUACGUGAAUAUAAAUGAUCGUAAAAUAAUUACCAAGAUCAAUUUUUGCGGCUUCUCCUAGUGAUUUUGACGAAGAUGUAGUGUCAGUCUUUCUGUUAGUGUUGCUUGUCGUGCUUUGUAAAUAUUGUUCACAUUUUGCGUCCUUUAUUGGCGGCUUACAGCACUGUAAAGGAAACGAUUGUGGAAAUUAAAAUUAUAUUGACAACGUUAAUUUAAUAAGAAAUCAUGGCAGAUGAUGAUUUUGAUGGCGACGAAGUUGCGGAUGACUUUGAUGAUGUUGAUGACGAUGAUAACAUUGAAUUAGAACCUCAGGAAGAAGAUGGUGAAAAUAUAGAGUUAAUAGCAGCCGGGGAAGCCACAGGUGGAGUACAAAGAUCAAAAAGAAUUACAACGAGGUAUAUGACAAAAUAUGAAAGGGCAAGGGUGUUAGGAACGAGAGCAUUACAAAUAGCUAUGUGUGCUCCUGUAAUGGUGGAAUUAGAAGGAGAAACAGAUCCAUUACAAAUUGCAAUGAAAGAACUUAAACAGAGAAAAAUUCCAAUUGUUAUUAGGCGUUAUUUACCUGAUAACAGUUAUGAAGAUUGGGGAAUUGAUGAAUUGAUUAUAAUAGAUCAUUAAAUAGCUAUUUAUUUUGUAAACUUGACACAUAGGUUUAAGAUAAUUUAAGUACACAAAUUUAUUGAGCCAAUAACAUUUUGUAAGAUGUGUUUGUACAGAAGCAAAAUAAUAAACAUUGUUUAAACAGAAUUAAA